This is a messenger RNA of Funneliformis geosporum, 2721 nucleotides long. NCBI's taxonomy places the organism in Eukaryota, Fungi, Glomeromycota, Glomeromycetes, Glomerales, Glomeraceae. The record is from the annotation of a GenBank genome assembly.
AUGUCACAAACUCCUGCCUGGAACACACAACAAUCAGGAAACGCGUUCGGAAGAACUUUUAACUUGUCAACGGCGACUACUUCGUCAUUGCCAACGUUUGGAACAGGUACUCCUUUCGGACAACCAAAGUUUGGAACUGGAUUAUCUUCAAGUUUUACCCCUCCUGCUUCUUCUGCACCGCGGUUUGGAUUUGGCCUUACUUCUGCAUCUUCCGGAAUAGGGACCGGACUUACGGGAUUUAAUCCUACACUUUUGGGAACAACACAAGGGGGUCUUGCGUCAGAAAUAGAAAAAACGCUCGUAAAAUUAACGCAAGGGGGACAACUGUCAGCUAAUAUUACAAAGGCAACCAAAUUUUCAGAACUUAAUGAACAAGAUCAAAAAAUAAUUACUGAUAUAGAGCAAUUCAUACAAAACCAAAAAAUAAUAAUGUCGAGUAUUGAAUCCACGCAUAUACCGGAUUUGAAUGAUUAUGUAAAAGAAGUUGCUGAUGAAUCUCGAGCUUUGUUUCAGAAAUUGAACGCCUUGAAGAAUGAACUACAAACUGCUCAUAAUCUAAUAAACGAACGAUUAAAGGAUCUAGAAGGACAAAUCGCAAUUGUGGAUAGUGGUAAACGGUUUUAUGAGGCUGCUUCCCAAGGUCAAACCGGAAACAUUUUACAACUUGGAGAUAAUGUGUUUUCAAAAUAUUAUCAUGACCUUGUAAAUUCCUUCGAAGAACGAUUGAGGCAAUAUACUACCACAAUUGAGGAAAUAGAUCGACAUUUUUCUUCGUUAUGUCAACAAGGAAGUGAAACCGAGAAUAAAGAUCUCGCUGCACUUAAUGAAUCUAUGCGUAGCCAACAUCAAAGUUUCAUGGCUGUUACUGGAAAGGUAGCAACAUUACAUGAAGAAAUAGAUAAACUUCGAGAAAAAUAUCUAAAUUUUCGAAGAGUUCAUUUUCAUGAUAAUUCUAACCCAUUUGAAGUACAAAAAGAGCCAAGUUCGAGAGGGACAUCCUCUGAUGAAAGAAAGCCAGCACAAGAGUUGGCAAAAAAUCUUCCAGUAAUAACAUCGGCAGCUCAACUUAAUCAAUUAAAGCCACCUAGUCAAAUUGAUUUAAUCAAACCGGCACCUCAACCUAAUAUGUAUGUCCAGCCGAGCCAAUCUAGCUUAUUUGGCCAAACAAGUCAACCUGGCCUUUUUGGCCAAUCAUCGCAACCGAGCCUAUUUAAUUUAAAUCAGCCCAAACCAUCAACCUUAUUCGGUCAAACUACACAAUCAAACUUAUUCAACCUCGGUCAAACAAAACCAAAUUUGUUCGGUCAACAAAGUCAACCAAGCUUAUUUGGUCAAACUAGCCAACCCAGUAUGUUUGGUCAAUCAAGCCAACCAAGUUUAUUUGGUCAAUCAAGCCAACCCAGUAUGUUUGGUCAAUCAAGCCAACCAAGUUUAUUUGGUCAAUCAAGCCAACCCAGUAUGUUUGGUCAAUCAAGCCAACCUAGUUUAUUCGGUCAAUCAAGCCAACCCAGUAUGUUUGGUCAAUCAAGCCAACCAAGUUUAUUUGGUCAAUCAAGUCAACCUAGUUUAUUCGGUCAAUCGAGUCAACCUAGUUUAUUUGGUCAAUCAAGUCAGCCAAGUUUAUUCGGUCAAUCAAUUUCAUUUUCAGAACUUUUACAUUAUAAAAAGGUUAUAAUUAAAGAAUUGCAAAAGUGGCUUAAAAAUAAUCGUAUUACAAUUAGAGAUAAAAUUUCUACAGCAUUUGAUAAAUUGAGAACUAAUAUGCCAGUAGAAUCAGUUACAGAUAAUAUUGAAUAUAUAUUUUCUCAAACCCAAAAUUCUGUUAAAGCUUGUCAUAGAAGAUGGGAGACAUUAGUAGGGGACUCCUCUACGAGUUAUGAUGAACUUAAUUUUGCAGAAAACGCAUGGAAGAAUUAUUUCAACUUAUUUGAAAGUGAGGUUAUCGCAACAGUGAUAAUUUCAUUUUUAAUGCAUGAAAUUGUUUAUUUCGGACGUUGCUUCCCAUUUAUGAUUGCUGACUUCAUACCAGGUUUCGCUAAAUACAAGUUACAACCGAACAAGGUUAAUACAGUUGAAGAACAAUGGGUUUGCUUGAAAUCUGUAUUAAAGGCUCAUUUUCUAAUAGAAUUACCAUUGAUUUUUGCAUUCCAUCCCGUGGCCACAUUUUUUGGAAUGGAUAUUACCAAAGUACCAUUUCCACAUUGGCAAACUAUGUGUUAUCAAAUAGCAAUUUUUUUCGUGUUUGAAGAUACUUUUCAUUAUUGGUUUCAUAGAUUGUUACACUAUGGACCAUUCUAUAAAUAUAUUCAUAAACAACAUCAUGAAUAUUCCGCACCAUUUGGCUUAACGGCGGAAUAUGCUCAUCCUAUUGAAGUACUUAUCUUGGGUACUGGUACGAUUGGAGGUCCUUUGGCAUACAUAGCAAUCACAAAUAACCUACAUCUCAUAACUGUUUUUAUUUGGAUCAGUUUAAGAUUAUUUCAAACUAUUGAUGCUCAUUCAGGUUAUGAUUUCCCUUGGUCCUUAAGACAUUUCUUACCAUUUUGGGCAGGGUCGGAGCACCAUGAUUAUCAUCAUAUGGCUUUCGUUAAUUGUUUCUCUACAUCAUUUAGAUGGUGGGAUCAUUUAAUGGGUACUGAUCUAAAAUAUCAAGCUUAUAGAAAAAAGAAAGAUGACGAAUUAAAAGCUGCUUCAACUUCUAAUAAUAAGAAGAUUAAUUAG